CUGCUGAACCUGACAUGUGUGCGGUCUGCCUGAAUUAGUAAGUAGGUCGGCUUGGGCGUCCUCGUCUGUGAUUGUUGGGAAGAAGUACCAUGCUGUGUUUUGCAUAAAUCGCCUAGUAAAUAUUUCUACUCGAUCGGUUGAAUUAUUCAAGUGGUCAUCAUGGAUUACGAUUCUUCUACAAAGUUUAUUUCAUCCUUGGCUAAGUUCUUGCAGUCAUUGUGCAAUGGAUAUGUUGAAUUUGACAAUGGGGUUCAGGUCAUUGGACAUUUGUAUUUGAGUGUAGAUACUGGUAAAACCAUAGACUAUGUUUUAAAUGAAAAGGUUUGCAAAACGGAUGAAAAUAGUGUCACAUUUAUCAGCAACAGCUUCCACGCACAGCCUGCAGAAAGACCAAAGCCUCAAGGUAAAAGGACUGCCAGAGACAGACAAGAUGUGAAAAGUGAAGAUAAAGAUAAUAACAGUGUUGAACAAAUUGAACCUCGAAGUACCAAUCAUGGUACAGUACAAACAGCAAGAGGGUCGGGUGAAAAUUCCCCUCUCGGCAAUAACGGAAAACGUCCUCUUUCACCAUCCCAAAGACAGUUUAAGGAUGAUGCAUCAUUAUCAGGGAGAGUGUCUCCCAGGAGCAAAAAAAGUCGGACAGAUUCAUUUGAUCAAAAUACAUCUCAUCCUUCCAACCUCAAUAACGAAAACAGUAUUUCAUCUGCACCUAGUCCAGCUGGAGAUAGUGGUCCUGCAAGUAUGUCAGCUCAAAAUUCUGAUGCCCCUCAAGAUUCUUCUUACAGUGAAUCUUACCAGCAGCAAACGUUUUUUCCCCCCUCUGAAGAAGAACAUUCUGUUGGUGGAUCUGAAAGAGACAUUAAACCAUCAUUGGAUACAGAUGUUACAUUUAUUAAAGAAGAAUAUGCACCAUCAAGUUGUUCUCAGUCUGAUACUCAAGGUCGUGAUAGAAAUCAAGUUGAAGACUCAUCAAUGUAUCCAACCAUGUUUCCGUCAAGCCAUUCAUAUCCAUCAGGGGCGUAUGCUGGUCAUGGAAAUUAUGGGGCAUCAACACCAGGUUCUCAAAGGUCAAACUUUAGCUCAUCUAGUGACAGACAUUCGGGCAUGUAUGCAUCAGGACAAAGUUCAACGCAAUUAGAACCAGGGGAAAAUACAAGUGAUCCUUCAGCUGUUGCUUUGUGGAAUCGGAAAAUGGCGUUUACCGGAGAUGCCUCCUCUUUGAGUCGAUUUGGGCGUGUGGACUCUGGUGGCGUCCUGGGUGGAAUGCGGAGCUCUCUGGGCUGGAGCCGUGUCAUGUCUUGCCGAAAGUGCACUUAUGUGUCUCGCGAUCACGUGGCCAUGGCUGUGCACAAGAAGACUUGCAACGGAAAGCGCCACUUAACGUGCACCAUCUGCUUGAAAGUUCUCAGCCGAUACGACUCGCUGGCGGAACACAUGAGGGGAAUUCAUGGUGUGGGCAAGAAAGUCGAAUGUCGCUUCUGUGGGCGAAAUUUCAAAUACAAACCGCAGAUGUAUCAGCAUCAGUUGAUCUGCGAGGCCAGAAUUCCGAGACUAGAGCUAGAUUUAGACUUGGUCACUGGCACAGGCUUUGUCAAACAAGAGAGAAUGAGCACCCCGGUGGAGCAGUCAUCUACCAACGAGACACUUUCUGUUGACAUGGAUACUAUAGAAAACCUUCUACCUGAUAUGAAACCCACUCUUGGACUAUGAGCGUAAUUUGGAUUUUCUUUGUUUUCCCCUCAGUCCAAAACAGUGUCUGUGCAUUCUCUUUGGCUUGUCUUUGAUACUGUACUUAUGAGCUCAUGCACCCAGCCCCGCAAAAUUUCUUCUCCUGAACAAAGUCAUGGUUCUUGGCAGUCGUGUCUUUUGUUUUAUUUGUUACCCGGUACUUUAGGUCUAGUCAAUGUUGAUUUUUGUGUUAAUCUGGUUGUGGCCUUAGUGGUCAGAGGGCAGAGCUGUACAGGGUUCUUUGCUGUGUAUGUUACCAACAGUGCCAGUGGGUUUUGUUAUUUAUUUAUCUAUUUAUUUAUUUAUAUUUUUUUUGGGAGAGGGGUUGGGGUUGGUUCUCUAUUUUCCAUAUCCUGACUGCCAGAUCAUUAGUGAUACUUUAUGGGCAAAAAAUUAGAUUAUUGUAAUAUUGGGUUGAAAUUUGGAUAUAAACUUAAAACUAUAGAAGUAAGUCACGGUGGUGGGAAGGCGACUGAAAGUGAAAUUAAAGAAGCAGUCAGCUGCCACUUAAGUUUUGCGGUGUGUGUGUGGUGUGUAUAUGUGUUCUGAACAUCUGUUGAAUGUUAUAAGUAGAACAAUCGUAAAAUACUCAUUUUGACUAAAAGAGCACACAAAGCUGUGAAUUCAUUGGCAUGCAGUGACAUGACAUGCUUUUAAUUGAGCCAGUAAUGUACUAAUACAAGUUGAUUUUUAUUUUAUUGACUGGGAAUUUUAAAGACUUAGAUGCUGACCUUUGUACUAUGACUACUACAACUAGUACACCAACACCAACAUUUUAACUUGACUAGGGUCUGUAUACAGACUAGCGUUUGUAGUUAGAUUAUUAAGCUUUCUGGUAGAAGGCAGAGGAAUUCAGUUAUGGAAUGAGUAGUUUCUAAUUGAAGAAGCCCACCUCUGAAAAAAAACAACCCCUGACCGUAUUAAAGUUAAAAGUUAUAAUGUUCAUUAUGUUGUUGUGUGGACAGGGGAAUAACACAUUUUAUAAUUGGAACACGUAAUAUAAAAGAAAUUUUAUUGGUGACGCGUAGGAGGGCCUGGGUUCAGUUCAGCCAGUCUUCUGACACAAUUGAAGAGAUGGGACUUGUUUCCCACUUUAUAUCUCAGGACUUUCAAAAAGUGCACCUUCUACAGAUGUAAAAUUUCCUGUCCUCCACAAAAGAUCAUGCGUGUGUUUGACAUGCACAUGUGACUUCCAGACUUUAGUCCCUUUGAAAAACUGUAGGUACUUGAUUGUGCCUUUGAUUGAAAAAUGAGAGAAAUGUUCUGUCUUCUUUUAACUGGAGUUUUGAUCGAAACCUAAUUAUAUGUGAAAGGCGAAUAUGAUAUUUAAAAAAUGUGAUUAGGUAUUGUCGCUUGAACUGAUUGAAUAUGAUAAGUGAAAAGUGAGCAAAUGAAUGUAGAUUAGAUGUGUAUGUUGCCCAGUAUGAACUCAGACCCGAUUAUUGCCCCUACCUCUGCUGUUCAGCAUAUACAAGCUCUGUGCUUGACACACCAACCCUACAUCAUCCUGCCGACGUGCUUUCCGUAAAAUAUUUUGAUGAUAGAGAUACCAGCUGCUGGACGAGUGUCAGAUGCUGGCCUAUUUAAUUUAUGCACAAAUUUUCUCUGUACGUUAUUUUGUAUUCACAAAUUGCGUGUUUAGUUUGUGAACGCUAUGCAAAAAGGAUUCUAAUGAGAUCUUUCAUCGGAAUGUAAAAGUAGUUUCGGUUGCCAUUUCUGUAAACAAAUUGUGCGUUUUCUUUUCGCUUCCACCUUUAUUUUUAUGCUUAAUGUAAUGUUGGAACAGUUCAAGAGCCUCCCUCUCCAAAUUCCCGAAUUGCUGCCUAGUUCAUAUAUGUAGGUUGAAUCCUUGUGUGCAUCCAAUUUUUCGCUUUAAGAUCAUCAUAGUUUUUUAAUUUUAAGUUUAAUUAAAAGUAUAUUUCUACAUUUCAUGUAAAUUAUUGCAUAAGAUAUAUGUAUCAUUCCUAAAUCCUGCUUGAGAAGAAGUGAGGUUAAAGAAAAAUAAUGCUGGUUUGCCGUUUAAGUUUGACGCAUUAUGUCAUUUUGUGUUCAGAUUUAGAGUGGUAUUUUUUUAUAUGUUAUGUUUUUGUGUUGAUUUAUCUUUUUCUGCUGAAACUUUUGGUGCGUUGCUGCUUACUUUUUAAAAAGGUUUUAAAAAAGCGUAUUCUCUAACCUAUUUUAGGUAAGAAACAAAAAGCUUUGUGAUGUAAUGCAGACUUGUUUUUUUGGGGUUUUUUUUGGUGCUCUGAUCCUUUUUGGCUUGGAGGUACUGUUUUAUUAGUACUAUGCUUCCGAAGAUACAUGUAUACAGCUAGUUCGAGUGAUUGGUUUUUUUAUAGCUUUAUUUUUCUCCCCAUGGAAUCUCAUUGCUGUGUUCCUUUUAAGGUUAGGGUGCCGAUGCUUUGGUCAGAAGUACGACAUGAAAAGAUGAAUGGUCUACAGAGUCAGAUUUUUUGUUCCUUUCCCACUUGUUAGUAAAGCAAGACUGCUUCAUGUUUCAUAUUAAACACAAGAGCUGUCUUCUGAAAGCUGUACCGGUGUGCUUUUUAGGCAGAAAUUGUUGGUCUUCGACACCUGAUCAAAUAUGUGGCAUGAGGUGGGUUUUUUCUGGUUUGUCAUUUGUCCAUGGCAAAUUCCUUCCCUUUAGGUCGAUGUUCAAAGAAAUAAAAAAAAUAA
This is a messenger RNA of Aplysia californica (California sea hare), 4404 nucleotides long. Its product is annotated as zinc finger Y-chromosomal protein 1. The transcript has 4 exons. Lineage: Eukaryota; Metazoa; Mollusca; Gastropoda; Aplysiida; Aplysiidae. The record is from RefSeq and is a predicted model, not a curated record. Gene Ontology annotation, biological process: regulation of transcription by RNA polymerase II. Bases 160 to 1710 code for a protein of 516 amino acids. Gene Ontology annotation, molecular function: RNA polymerase II transcription regulatory region sequence-specific DNA binding; DNA-binding transcription factor activity, RNA polymerase II-specific. Gene Ontology annotation, cellular component: nucleus.